Messenger RNA from Sardina pilchardus (European sardine), 1620 nucleotides. RefSeq names its product ras-related protein Rab-14-like. The record is from RefSeq and is a predicted model, not a curated record. The coding region runs from base 150 to 797 and encodes 215 amino acids. The transcript has 8 exons. Gene Ontology annotation, biological process: defense response to bacterium; Golgi to endosome transport; phagosome maturation. Gene Ontology annotation, molecular function: GTPase activity; GTP binding. Gene Ontology annotation, cellular component: recycling endosome; phagocytic vesicle; trans-Golgi network. Lineage: Eukaryota; Metazoa; Chordata; Actinopteri; Clupeiformes; Clupeidae.
GCUUUGAACGGAAGGGAGUUGUGCGGGGACGCGCACAAGUGACGCGCAUGUCAACGGCAGCAUCUAGCAUAGGUGUUUUCUAUCUGCCCAGCUGAUUCUCCGAGCCGGCUUCAUUAUUUUCCCCACCUACCUAGCAAUAGGAAUCCAAAAUGACGACCGCCCCGUACAACUACUCCUACAUUUUUAAAUACAUCAUCAUCGGGGAUAUGGGCGUGGGCAAGUCCUGCUUACUCCAUCAGUUCACAGAGAAAAAGUUCAUGGCGGACUGCCCCCACACCAUCGGUGUGGAGUUUGGCACGCGCAUCAUGGAGGUGAGCGGCCAGAAGGUGAAGUUGCAGAUCUGGGACACGGCCGGCCAGGAGCGCUUCAGAGCCGUCACCCGCAGCUACUACCGAGGAGCCGCCGGAGCCCUGAUGGUCUACGACAUCACCAGGAGGAGCACGUAUAACCACCUGAGCAGCUGGCUGACUGAUGCUCGAAACCUCACCAACCCAAACACAGUCAUCAUCCUGAUCGGGAACAAAGCGGAUCUGGAGGCACAGAGGGACGUCACGUACGAGGAGGCCAAGCAGUUCGCCGAGGAGAACGGUUUACUCUUCCUAGAAGCCAGUGCCAAGACUGGUGAGAACGUGGAGGAUGCGUUCCUGGAGGCUGCUAAGAAGAUCUACCAGAACAUCCAGGACGGCAGUCUGGACCUGAACGCGGCCGAGUCGGGCGUGCAGCACAAGCCCUCGGCACCGCAGGGGGGGCGGCUGGCCAGCGACACCCCCUCUCAGAAGGAGGGCUGCAGCUGCUAGGGACACACACACACACACACACACACACACACACACUCGCCCUCACAAACAAGCGUCCUUUCACCCCCUCCACACACACACGCGCGCGCACACAUGCAGAAACACACACCAUACAUAAACACACACACACACGUCCUAUCUGUCUGAAGUUCUACGGGCGGCGGAAAGUCCUACAGACUUCUGAAGAUAUUUUUUUUUCUUUUUUGGACCUCCCACCCCAAUCUCUUUCUUUCUCUCCCUCUAUCUCCCUCUCUCUCUCUCUCACACACACACUGUCUGUAGGCUUUUUCUCCCUCUCUCUCUCUCUCUCUCUCUCUCUGUGUGUGUGUAUGUGUGUGUGUGUGUGUGUAUGAGGGGUGUGUGUGUCAGAUGAAUCUGGAGUCCUCAGUGCUGUUGGCAUGAGUGGCUUGUCUUUCCCCGAUUUCCUUUUUCUUUGAUUUUCUUUUUUUGUUUCCUCUUUUGUAAGACAUUUUGCUUAACUUAUUCUGGCGGUGAGGAUGAGGGGUGGAGGGGGUGGGGGGAGGGUUGGGGUUGCAGACAGACAGACAGACCGAGAGACAGACAGACAGACAGACAGGCAGGCAUUAUGCCUGAAGAGCCGUGUUGUGUUUUAAAGAGGAUUUUAACCCCCGUGAGGGCGCGAGGCCCUCUGGCGCCGCCCUACAGGAGCACGUGUAACAUAAAAUCAAAUAAAAGUCUUUGUGACGACGAGUAGAAAUCUAACCCUGUAACAGAUCCAGUAAUAUAUGAAUGAAGAGAGACCAGCGGGGGGACGCGCGCUCAGUCUUGGCACCUUGUGGCGGCGGCGCGGUGCGGAGUGGCG